Molecule: messenger RNA, 501 nt
Organism: Trypanosoma cruzi
Lineage: Eukaryota; Euglenozoa; Kinetoplastea; Trypanosomatida; Trypanosomatidae
Product: elongation factor 1-gamma (EF-1-gamma), putative
Exons: 1
Coding region: 1-501 (166 amino acids)
Biological process (GO): translational elongation
Cellular component (GO): cytoplasm; nucleus
Source: RefSeq, a predicted model, not a curated record
AUGUCGCUCACGCUGUGGAGUGUUGUAAACGCUGGGAAUACACGCACGCACAAGCUUCUGGCUGCUGCGACCCUCGCCAACGUUGCGGUGACGCCGAAGACGUGCGAGUACGGCCGCGAGAACGAGACGGCGGAAUGCUGCCGCAACUGCAGCCCGUGCGGCCGCUACCCCGUGCUGCAGACGGAGGAGGGCUGUGUGUUCGAGACCAACGCCAUCCUGCGCCACAUCGCGCGCCUUGACCGGAGCGGCGGCUUCCUGUACGGCCGCACGCCGCUGGAGGGCAGCCAGGUGGACAUGUGGCUCGACUUUUCGGCAACGGAGCUGGACGCUGCCCCGCACCGUUUGUGCAGCACGCCUUCCGUGGCGGGCAGCGGCUCGCCAACGCGAUGGACCGCGUGCACGAGGUGCUGCGUGCGCUGGAGGCGUGGCUGGAGACGCGCACAUUCCUCGUGGACGAGUGCGUGGUGGUUGCGUUUGCGCCGCAAUGGCACUAUCGUCUGA